Molecule: messenger RNA, 609 nt
Organism: Trypanosoma rangeli
Lineage: Eukaryota; Euglenozoa; Kinetoplastea; Trypanosomatida; Trypanosomatidae
Product: NADH-ubiquinone oxidoreductase 20 kDa subunit, mitochondrial precursor
Exons: 1
Coding region: 1-609 (202 amino acids)
Biological process (GO): mitochondrial respiratory chain complex I assembly; aerobic respiration; electron transport coupled proton transport
Molecular function (GO): 4 iron, 4 sulfur cluster binding; NADH dehydrogenase (ubiquinone) activity; quinone binding
Source: RefSeq, a predicted model, not a curated record
AUGUUGCGCCUUACGCGUUGCGGUCUCACUGGACGCGCGAUGAUCUCGCGUGGGAGUCCGGAGUGGUCGCAUCGCCUGGAUCUCAAACGGGGGGGAAAAAAGAUACUGCUGCAUAAGCUUGGCACCUGCAAACCCAACAACGCCCUUCAGUACGCGCAGAUGACGCUGCAUGACUUAACAGAGUGGUGCUUGGCGUACUCGCCGUGGCGGCUCACGUUUGGGCUGGCGUGCUGCGCUGUGGAGAUGAUGCACGCGUAUGCCUCACGUUACGACUUGGAUCGCUUUGGUAUCGUCCUGCGCCCCACGCCUCGCCGGGCGGAGAUCAUCAUCUUCUCCGGCACUGUGACAAACAAAAUGGCGCCCCUGCUGCACAACAUUUAUGUGAAGAUGGUAAAUCCAAAAUGGGUCAUCUCCAUGGGGAGCUGCGCCAGCGGCGGUGGUUACUAUCACUUUUCAUACGCCGUGCUGCGUGGGUGCGAGCGGGCUAUUUCAGUGGAUUUCUGGAUCCCUGGUUGCCCGCCCUCUGCAGAGAGCCUCGUCUUUUGUUUGCAUACGCUGCAUAAGAAGAUUCACUGGCACGAGAUCCAAAAAUACUCUGUUCGCGGCUAA